AUGAGAAAAAAGUGAAUAUUGGAGGAUUUUCAUUUUAUCUUUUUUGGUGUGCUCUGUCUCCUUUUCAUAGAUGGAGGUAAACUAGAACAAGUAAAACAUUCAGAUACGUACUGUGUGUUUCAAGAUAAGAAGUAUCGUGUAGGAGAAAGAUGGCAUCCUUAUCUAGAACCCUAUGGCCUCGUUUACUGCGUUAAUUGUCUUUGCUCAGAGAAUGGAAAUGUAUUGUGCAGCAGAAUAAGAUGCCCAAGUCUACACUGUCCUUCCCCUGUGCAUGUACCACAGCUGUGCUGCCCACGAUGCCCAGACUCCCUUUUCUCAGUAAGCAGCAAAGUCACCGGGAAAUCCUGUGAAUACAAUGGCACCACCUACCAUCAUGGUGAAAUGUUUGUGGCAGAGGGGCUUUUCCAAAACAGGCAAGCAAACCAGUGUGCCCAGUGCAGCUGCUCAGAAGGAAAUGUGUACUGUGGGUUGAAGACCUGUCCCAAAUUAACUUGCUCUUUCCCAGUUUCUGUUCCGGAGUCCUGCUGUCCAGUUUGCAGAGGAGAUGGAGAAUUAUCAUGGGAACAUUCUGAUGGAGAUAUCUUCCGUCAGCCAGCCAACAGGGAAGCCAGACACUCAUACCAUCGCUCCCACUAUGACCUGUCACCCAGCUCUGCGAGGCAGGUAGUCAACAUUCCACGAUUUCCCAAUCCCAGGAGUAACCGUGGAGUCCUACCGGAUCCCCAGCAAGCUUCAGGAACAAUAGUACAAAUCGUCAUCAACAACAAGCAUAAGCACGGACGAGUUUGUGUUUCAAAUGGCAAAACAUACUCACAUGGUGAAUCUUGGCAUCCUAAUCUCCGGGCCUUUGGAAUCGUAGAGUGUGUGUUGUGCACCUGCAACAUCACCAAACAAGAAUGUAAGAAAAUUCAUUGUCCAGAACAAUAUCCCUGCAAAUACCCUCAGAAAAUAGAAGGAAAAUGCUGUAAAGUCUGUCCAGAAGAAGUGCCAAGUCAAACCUUUGACAACAAAGAUUACUUCUGUGGGAAAGAGACAUUUCCUGUCUAUGAAUCUGUUUUCACGGAGGAAGGAGAAACCAUCAGAAAAAUUGCAGUAGAGACUGAAAAGCCGCCUCAAAUAGAAAUACAUGUGUGGACAAUUAGAAAAGGGAUUCUGCGUCACUUCUAUGUUGAAAAAGUGUCCAAGAGAGAAUUUGAAGAACUUCCUUACUUCAAGCAGAUAACAAGGACAACCCCUAGCCAGUGGAAAAUAUUUAGCGAGGGAGAAGCUCAGAUCAGCCAAAUGUGUGAAAGCAGAGUGUGCAGGACUGAGCUCGAGGAUUUGGUAAAGGUUUUGUACCUUGAAAAGUCUGAAAAGGGUCACUGUUAA
Molecule: messenger RNA, 1368 nt
Organism: Aptenodytes forsteri (emperor penguin)
Lineage: Eukaryota; Metazoa; Chordata; Aves; Sphenisciformes; Spheniscidae
Gene: CHRDL1
Product: chordin like 1
Exons: 11
Molecular function (GO): protein binding
Source: RefSeq, a predicted model, not a curated record